Messenger RNA from Juglans regia (Persian walnut), 1155 nucleotides. RefSeq lists its product as uncharacterized. The transcript has 3 exons. The record is from RefSeq and is a predicted model, not a curated record. NCBI's taxonomy places the organism in Eukaryota, Viridiplantae, Streptophyta, Magnoliopsida, Fagales, Juglandaceae. The coding region runs from base 1 to 1155 and encodes 384 amino acids.
AUGGCAGAUGGUUGGACAAACCAGAAGCAACAAUCAAUAAUCAACUUUCUAGUUUAUUGGCCGAAAUGUAUAAUGUUUUUUAAAUCUGUUGAUACAUCUGGCCUUAGAAAAGAUGCUGAAAUAUUGUUUAAUAUCUUUGAUAAGGUUGUUCAAGAAAUUAGAGCUGAAAAUCUUGUGCAGUUCAUAACGGACAAUGAUGCAAGCUAUAAAAGUGCAGGAAAAAAGUUACAACAGAAGUAUGGUUCUUUCUACUGGUCCCCAUGUGCAGCUCAUUGCAUAGACUUAAUGUUGGAGAAUUUUUCUGAUCCAAGAUAUUUUUCCCUUAUUGAUGAUGCUAUAAAAAAUGCAAAAAAGAUAACAAAAUUCAUCUAUAACCAUGGUUGGGUUUUGGCAUUGAUGAGAAAAGACUUUACCAAAGGUCAUGAUUUGUGUCGUCUUGCAAUUACAAGAUUUGCGACAAAUUUUUUAAGUAUCCAACGUUUGUUCUUGUUUAAGAAAGAACUCAGACAAAUGUUUACUUGUGAUAAAUGGAUUGCAUCAAGUCAUUCUAAGAGCAACAUAGGGAAGGAGAUAGUUGAGAUCGUUUUAGAAUAUAAAGAGUUUUGGGCUCAAUGUCAAUUUAUUGUCAGAGUUAGUGAGCCUUUGGUUCGUGUUCUACGACUUGUUGACGGGGAUGAGAAGCUUGCAAUGGGAUACUUGUAUGAUGCAAUGGAAAGAGUAAAAAAGAACAUAAAAGCAAGAUGCAAUAACAAAGUUAGUUUAUUCAGUCCAUUCACCAGGAUCAUUGAUUCAAGAUGGGAUAGGCAACUUCACAUUCCAUUACAUGCGGCGGGUUGUUUUCUUAAUUCUGGAAUUUACUAUAACCCCAAUUUUAAAAAUAAAAAUGAUGUUGUAAGAGACUUCAACAAUUGUGUUAUGAAGAUAGAACUUGAUCCCGAUAAUCAAUAUAAGAUCAUUGCAGAACUUAACUUGUAUAAGAAUGCAAUAUGUGAGUUUGGACAUUCUUUAGCAAUCUGCCAGCGUGAUAAGAUUAAUCCAGUUGUAUGGUGGACCCAAUUUGGUUGCGAGGUUCCAACGCUUCAAAGGAGCAUAAAAAGGGGAAGAGAUGAUUUAGAUCUAAUCAAUUUUGAAAACAUUGAUUUGAUGGAAGAAUGA